This is a messenger RNA of Closterium sp. Naga37s-1, 1299 nucleotides long. Lineage: Eukaryota; Viridiplantae; Streptophyta; Zygnematophyceae; Desmidiales; Closteriaceae. The record is from the annotation of a GenBank genome assembly.
AUGACCGUGCCGUACAGGUCGCCGUACGGCGUUAAGGAGAACGCCGCUGCACUCGCGCACUUGAACGCGCUGCGCAAGAGCAUGGAGGUCCGCGAGGCGCCAGUGGCAGCAGCAGCGCAGCAUCGCCUUCCCCUCGAGGCCGCCGCGAAUACGUCGCGCGGAGGCGUCGCGCCAGCAGCAGCGCGGCUGCCUCUCGACCCGCCCGUGCAGAGCGGCGACCAGAUCUCGCCGACGCCCCCCUGCGAAGACAAUCCCGCUUCUGCGGCUUCCGCCUCUGCCCCCGGCGGCGACGGCAGUUACAUUGCGUUGCGCAUGGCGGGAGUUGGAAGGCUGGAAGAGGGGAAAGCGUGCGGGGAGGAUGAGGGGAAAGUUUGCGGGGCAGAGGAGACCCCGCGGGAACGGCGUGAAGGAAAUGACGGAGACGCGCUUGAAUGGGCGCGGAACGCGCGAGAGGGGGAAGAGGCCCUUACGCCGGAGGAGGCGGGGUCGAGAGGUGAAGGGCGACGGUGGAGUUUGGACGACUUCGAGGUGAUUCGACCGUUGGGACGCGGGAAGUUCGGAACCGUGUUCAUGGCGCGCGACCGAGAGAGCGGGCGCGCGGUGGCGCUGAAGGCGGUGAGCAAGCGCGAGGUGCGCGAGGAGGGGCUGCAGGAGCAGCUGCGGCGCGAGAUCGAGAUCCACGCGCACCUGCGGCACCCGCACGUGCUGCGCCUCUACGGCUAUUUCUACGACCAGGCGUUCGUGUACCUGGUGCUUGAGCUGGCGACAGGCGGGGAGCUGUACCACCAGCUGCGCACGCGGACCAGGCUGCAGGAAGGCCAGGCCGCCAAGCACGUGGCGGGAGUGGCGCGAGCACUGCAAUACGUGCAUGCGCGCGGGGUGGUGCACCGUGACAUCAAGCCCGAGAACCUGCUGCUCUCCGAUAAGGGCGAGGUGAAGCUGGCGGACUUUGGGUGGUCCACACGGGCCAGCGACAGCAGCACGUGCACCACGGUGUGCGGCACCCUCGACUACCUUCCCCCUGAAAUGGUGGAGGGAGAGCAGCAUGGGAGGGAGGUGGACGUGUGGGCGCUGGGAGUGCUUCUCUACGAGCUGCUUGUGGGCUGCCCGCCCUUUGAGGCGCCCACACAGACCGACACGUACAGGCGCAUAGUGGAGGUGGAUGUGCGCUUCCCCCUGCACGUGCGAGUGCGCAGGGUGGCAGGAGGGUGCAGGAACGACAUGGUGCCGAGAGGGUGGGCUUGGGGGCAAGGGGAGGGAGGAGUAGCAGCAGGAGGAAUGUGCUGUGACGGGCGUUAG